Molecule: messenger RNA, 8195 nt
Organism: Conger conger (European conger)
Lineage: Eukaryota; Metazoa; Chordata; Actinopteri; Anguilliformes; Congridae
Product: microtubule-associated protein 4-like
Exons: 17
Coding region: 118-3669 (1183 amino acids)
Biological process (GO): neuron projection development; microtubule cytoskeleton organization
Cellular component (GO): neuron projection
Molecular function (GO): microtubule binding
Source: RefSeq, a predicted model, not a curated record
CAUCAAGUACACUUCAUCAUUACAUACGUCUACUAAGAUAAGUGUAAAGUGUGUUUUGUUCAUGGGACUACCCAAUCCACACCCGUACUGGACCGUGGUACAAGGCUCCAUCGGACCAUGGACCUGAGUUUGACUGAUGCUCUGACCGAUGGCGUCGCGCCCCAGUCAGGCUCAGAGGACCUGCUGCAGAGGGACUUUGUUGCAGCUCUAGAGGCAGAGAGCUUCGAUGACAAGGUGGGGGAGACUGUUGGGAAGACAGACUACUGCCCCCUGCUGGACGAGGAUGGGAAAAAGGAAGGCUCAGGGAUGAUGCCAUCAGGACAGACGCCAUACAGCCAGGACCUGCAGGGGGAGAUGUGGUCCUUCCAGGCCGAACAGCAGGCCAUGAACGCUGACUUCCUGUCAGGCUCAAUCUCAGUGGGUGGACUCCCAGGCCAGUGGGGUACCCAGCCCAUGGUCCCUGAGGUGAAGGCCAGCAGCCUGACAGACCCGUUCACAGGUGUGUCCCAGCAGGGGGUGGAGGUAAUGAAUAUGGAUGUGGGCAUGGCCCUGUCCACAGCGAGGCCCCCCAGCAUGGCAGAGCCCCAGCAGCCCCCGCUUCUCAUCGCCUCUGAACCCCCAAAACUGGCCCAGAUGCCCGACAAACCCAAUGAGCAGAAUCCCUUUGAGAGCCCGCUGGACUUCCUGAAUGCCCCCGACACUACUGCAGGAGUCCCAGGUGACCACUGGGCGGGCGAGGGUGGCCUACAGGCGGACCUUCCCAUCACACCCAGCGAUUCCACGGUGAUCAGUUGCCAUGCCGACGAGAUGGCAGAUUUCUCCCCCGAACACCUGGGGGCAGACGAGUGCCAUCAGCAGGGCGGCGGGGUUGGGGAGGAGAGGGGGAACGAGGGAGGAGGCGGCAGGAGGCAGAAAAAGAAGAAGAAGAGGAGGCAGAGGGAGGAGAUGUACGACGUCCUGGAGUUGCAGGGACCGCAGGACGAAAACCACAGCCCCACCGGAGCCUACCCAGGCAUGGACUGGGAGCUUGACGAGGGGGGUAGAAUCGGGGCCAGGGGCAAGAAGGGCAAGAGCAGAAAGAGAAUCCCAGAGGAGUGGAGUGCCCCCCAGGACCUGCCCCAGGGACCAGACGGGGACCCGGACGGCGACCCCUGGUCCACGAACGCCCAGUCCCAGGAGAGCCCUCAGGACAGCCCCACACACGAGGAGGCCCAGGAGUCUCCCAGCACCCCCUCCACACUGAGCUCUGAAGCCCCUCCGUCCGUACUCGCCAGCCUGGACAGUUACCUGGCGGCCGGCGCGGAUGCCUGUGACCCCAGCAUGGAGACGGACAUUGCCCCCCUCCCCUCAGACCAGGCCCGCCCCUCAGACUCCCUGCAGGAGGGCCAGCUGUUAGAGAAAGCCGAGUCUGUGGAGGACCUCUCUGAUUUCCGCUCUCUACUACAGCCUUCCACAAAGGGUGUCCAUGUGUCCUCUGUCCCACCCCUCUCCCAAACCCCUAAUCCUUUCCAGGUUCCGUCACCCACCGAAACAGCGGUCCCUGCCCCUGUCCCACCCCUGUCUCCAGCACCCUGCGAGGACAGCCUUCUGGUGGGAUAUUCUUCUCCCCCAACCACCGCAGAGACUCCAGGUCCCAAAGGUGACCUUGUGUCCGCUGACCUCAACGAGCCCCUUCCUCUAAGCCCCUCCCUCGCUCCUCAGCCCUCUUCCCAGACCCCUCCCUUCACCAGCUCUUCCUCCGCACUGUCUGGUUCCUUCCCCAUGGUGAGCUCGGCCCUGAACCCCACAGCCCCGCCCUUUUUCCCCAGCCAGUCAGAUUUCGGGGAGCCCCGGCUGGAGGACUGGAGAGCAGACGAGGGGCCGGCACUCCCUUCAGUGACUGAAGUGAAAACUGAGAAGGCUGACAAGCCAGAAAAUGUGGAAAAGAUGGAUAGCUUCCCAAAGAUGGAGAAACUAGACAUGUUUGGGAAGACAGAGAAGCUGGAGAUGAGGGACACACCGGAAAAGGCAGAAAAGAUGGACAGCUUGCAGGUGAAUGAGAAACGUGAUGCGUUUGAGAAGACAGACGAGCUGGAAAUGUUGGAUAAAGAGCGUGAUUUGCAAAAGGCAGAUAAGGAGGAGGAAUUAGAGAAAGACAAGACUGAGGAAGACAAGAAGGAGAAAGACAAGCCUAAGGAAGACAAGCCCGAGGAAGAUAAGACUCAGAAAGACAAGAUUGAGAAAGACGAGUCUGAAAAAAUCAAGGUUGAGAAAGAUGAACCUGAGAAAGACAAGAUUGAGAAAGACAAGCCGGUGAAAGACAAGCCAGAGAAAGCGAAUCAGCAGAAGACUAACAAAGCAACUGAGAAGCCCCAGAAGAAAGAAAACGGCAUGAAGACUAGCAAAGUGACAGAGAAGGUGACCACCAAAGCAGCUGGUCGAUCUGCAGCAGCUAUUGGGACCCGUGCAGCACCGGGCAAGGACCUGCCCAGCCCUGAUAAGAAGACAAAGCCGGCUGUUGGGCCUGCCAGGCCAAGCUCUGCCAAAACGCGGCCAACCUCGCUGCCCUCCGGGCCCGCCGCUCCCAAACGCCCUCUCCCUACCUCCAGCACCUCCUCCGCCCCCAGCAAAAAAAUCCCUGCCCCCACCAAGGCCAACACCCCCCCCACUGGUGCCAAGCGGCCCAUGCCCCCCGCUGCCAGCCGCCCCACCUCCACCACUCAUGAAGCCAAGCCCAAGACUGAAAGACCCCCUGUGUCAAAGGCCAACACGGUGAAAUCCUCCACCCCUAAAAAUGGGUCCCCCGCUACCACCACCACCUCUAAACCAGCCGGGGUGCCCCGUGUGCCCCUGUCCAAUCGCACGGCCAGCAGCGCCCCUUCUCUGCGGCGCACUACGCUCCCCAAGACCGAGAACAAAGCGGGCGAGACCAAGAAGCUCAGCACUCUAAAGACCACGACGGCAGACAGUAGUCGCCCCAGAAGCAGCCCUGGCACUGGGGUCAGCAGUAUGGCCCGCAGCCGCCCCACAAAACCCCCCACCCCCGCCUCUACGGUGCCGGACAGGAAGGCCCCUGGCCCUCGGGCCCCUCGGUCCUCUGCCCGCCCCAGCACCGGCCCCUCACCUGACAUCAAGAACGCCCGCUCCAAGAUCGGCUCCACCGACAAUAUGAAGCACCAACCUGGUGGGGGCAAGGUUUCAUCAGCACAGGGCAGGACUGACACCCUGGCAAAAUGCCCCCUCUCCAAAGAGACCAGCCAGGGCAAAGUUCAGAUAGUCAACAAAAAGGCGGACUUCAGCCAUAUUACCUCACGCUGUGGCUCCAAGGACAAUAUGAAGCAUGUUCCCGGGGGGGGAAAUAUCCAGAUUCUGAACAAGAAAGUAGACUUGAGCAAAGUUACCAAGUGUGGCACCAAGGACAAUAUCAAGAAUAAACCAGGAAGUGGUGAUGUGAAAAUCCAAUCCCACAAGGUCAACAACAAAGUUCCGUCCAAAGCCGGGUCAAUGGAUAACAUGAACCAUGAGUCAAAGGACAGCCUCGCCAAGGGAGAUGGAGCUCCCUCUAGUGGUGCCCAGGACACUGCACCAGAAAUAAUAGCCCAGGACAACGGCCUGACACAGACGGCCAGUCUGGUUGAAGGGUUUUGGGACCCCCAGGGCCCGGACACACGCAUUCCUGAGACAAAUUGAGGCGCUGAAGGUGCGUUUUGCUGAAACAACCUGGCCCCACCUGCCUGCAGUGCAGCCCUCUCUCAGUGAUUCUCUUGGGUCUGCCAGCUCCCCCUCCCCCUCCUGUCGCCCCUCCUUCUCAACAACACGCUAGCAUGACGAGGAACUCCAUCUCCGUCUUCUCAGCUCCCACACUAACACACACACACGCAAACACACACGCACGCAGGAACAUACACACUUUUCACACCUCCACCUUCCGCCAAAAAUGCGACACACUAAGUUAGAAACGUUUAGAUUGAACGGUAGUCUAUGACUCACAUACGUCUGUGUGUUUGGUGUCCAUGUUUGCAUAAUUAGUGUAACAGAUGAACUGUGUUCUGAUUUCUUUACCUCUUCUUUGUUGCACUUUGUUUCCAUUUCCGUUUUCUAAUGAAGGAAAUCAGUCCUUGCCGAGUGGGCACACAGAAUCGUACACGCACGGCGAUGUCGUGAAGGAACGCUGGGAAAAUGGCCGUCUGGGCAGGCGUGAGCUCACUGGUCACACGACUCAGACUUUCCCAAGAUAUUAUUGUAAUUAGAAUGUGGAAGGGACAGGCUUUUCCCCAUCACUACUGUCACUAAGACACGUGUACACCCAGUGGUGCAGUUACACAGACAGGCUUGCGGCUGUGAGUAUGUGAACGGGGAUAAACUAGCAUUCUGAAAAAGUGAGGGAGAGUCAGAGGUUAUUCAUUCUGCCUGUGAUACUUGUACUGAAUGAAAAAAGGCAAGUGUUCCCAUGCCCAGGCAGAAAUGAAGGGAUCUGUGUUUAAUAGAAGGGCCAGGGCAAGCAGGUAAGCUUUUACUUUAUUGUGAUUAAAAUGUAUUGUGAACAUGAAAAUAACCCCUAAAAGGAUAUGUCGAGUAUGGGCUGCCCCCUUGUAGAGGCAAAGGGACUCUAUACCUAAAAAGACAGAGACAGAAGACCAAUAAUAUUGUUUAGCCUAGCAGACUCAUAAACCUUAGAGCCACAAUACUUCAAUUAAUUAACUGUGACUUGAUUUGUGUGACUAUUGCUUCUCUCUUGCCCAUGCAUUAGGGCAUAUGUUUUUUUUAUUAAUUAAUUAAUUAAUUAAUGGGAAUGGCCAUAGAUUAAUAUUUCUGAAGAAUGUCAUGCAAUAUAGGCAAUAUUAUGUCUGUGUGGUGGGUGGGGGUUCCUUAAAGGCAUACUAUUCUGGAUUUUUCAUUGAAAAUUUUAUAAAACAAACAUGCUCAGACAUUACUAAGAUACACUGGCGACAUGAGUCUGUGUUGACGUCUGCCCAAUACCUUGCCUAUCUGCUUGUAUUUCUUAUUCUAAAAACCUUUUAGGACAUUUCUGGGUGUGGCCUUUUCUGUGCUGUAUCUGACUAAGCUCAUAUGCUCUAUGGUCCAAUAGAAGAAGAAGGUGGAGGAGGGCAAGAGGAGACAUGUAUGGAUUGGCUACUACUGUAGUGAUCUGGGUUUGUGAGAGAUAGCUUUGGUGGCAAACCAUUACGCAAGUGUUAGGAGAACGGUAUAAUUUUGCAUCGAUGUAUGCAUUUUGCAUACUUUUGACUGACUGCUAUGACUGCAGCUAUUACUGCAUUUUUUUAAAGAGACGUGCAGCAGUCUGCACAAUGUUAGCUACAAACCCUCCUGGCAAAGCUAGCCAGAGUAAAAUAUCUGUUCCAGAUCCACUAAGCUAAAGCUGGCUAUGCAGUAAUGCUGGCUACUUUGCUGCAUAUGACAGCAAAGUGGGUUUUUGCUAUCGAAAAUGUCAGUCAAGCAUUUUGGUAGAGCUAUGCUUGCAAUUGACUGCUUGACUGGUAUGAAUGAGCUAUUUUUGAAAGAGAUGCUAGAACUUAGUUAACUAUAGCUACUAACUAUAACUAAAUACAAACACAAGUAAUAUCAGUUAAAUAGCUAGCCAAAUGAAUUAUUAGACUGUGGUCAUCCUGGAGGUGUAGGCGGGGUUGAGAAUGGGGCCGUAGACGUUUUUUGUGUGUAAACAUAGGAGGGAAGCAAGGAAAGAAAUCCUGCAUAGUAUGCAUUUAAAGCUGAAGAGGGCUGUCACAUCUACAGUAUCUUGCACUUGUCUUGUAUCAGUAGUAGGCCGUCUGUACGCUUUCAAUAUCUGUAGCAAAGGGGUGAUAAUAAUGUAACGCUGCAACUGUGGAAAGAGUGUGAUGGGAUGUCACAAUGGGCACAUUCACAUUAAUUAAUAUUACAAAUACAUAAAUACAUUUAGGGUGCAUUUUUGCAUACACUUCCUUCAGUGCCUUGAGGGAGGGGGGGUUGGAGGGGGUGGAGAGAGCUUUGCCUGGCUGGGGGCAGAAAGAGGGAGAGGAGCAGUAGAGAGAGAGCAAGAACAGAGGGAAUAUCCAGCUGUAAAUCUGAAACAAGCUUGAGGGAGGCGUGAGGACUAAGGCUAUCUGAUAAAACAUGCAGAUCUGUGUGUGUGUGUGUGUGUGUGUGUGUGUGUCUGUGCGCAUACCUGCACAUGCACAUGUGAGCACGUGUGACUCCUGUUCCCACUGCUUCUGACUGCUGCUUAAGCUGUUAAGACCAUAUUGUAUACUUUAGCAUGCCCUAAGUAUAACUAUGUGCACCUAUAUUCACGUAUACUAAAGUUAACAAAAGUAUAUGUCAGCAUGCAUUCAUUCUAUACACUUUAAUUUUUAAUAUAUAAGUGUAGUAGAGUAUAAAAGAGUAAAUUUCAAGUACACUUCAGCAUACUAUUUUGAUCACAUGUGAACCUACCUUCAUCACUCCAGAUUAGCAAGAGAAAUACACGAGACAUGAGGCAUCUGCAGUCGGACCCCAUAGUCUGUAUAGUGCUCCACCAUUAUACAGAGUAAUGCUAAGAAUGCAGAGCUAAGGACCGGAAUUAUUACAAAGUAGCACCUUAAUUUAAUGUAUUUGUUAGAGGCUUCUGUUAGGAGAAUGUGCAUCCCUCCCUAAACACACUGGCAUAAUGGUAGAGGACCCCUUUUCACCAAGUGAAGGAAACUAAAGCUGAUGACAUGCUGAAAAAUAGUUGCAACACAAAUAUGAGUUUUUAAAUAAUGUUUUUAAGUUUUGCAUUUUUGUAAAGCAACAUAGAGGUGAUCAUUUUUGACUGAUAAGAUUGGAGAAUCCAAACUAUUUCAGUAAAAAUGCCUGCACAAAAGAUUUAAAAUAUACUUUGAUGUAGUAUUUUUAGAUAUCUGCCUUGUGAAGUACAACAUGAGUGGAUGCUGAAUGUAUGGUGGUUCCCCUUGUGCUGGGUGGGCUCACUGCCGCAGCUACUCAGCUUUGUGUCCCUGGUGCAGUGGCCCUUAGACUGAUUUUAGUGCCUGCCUCACCCUCAUUCAUAUUCCAUGAUGUUUCUAAUAGUUUUCACACUUCUGUCUGUCUUCACACAGUUGUAUAUAAAUGUAUGUCUUAUAAAUACACUAUCACCAUGGAAAAAAAAAAAAAAACUUUUUAGGGGCUUAUGUAUUUUAAGUGCAGCUGUAACAUUAAUUUACCUUUAACUAUUCUGGACUCUUGAGAGUGUUUUUUCCCCCCUGAAAGUCAGUGUUUGUCUCUUUUGAAAAAGGGCUGAAGUAAAAGAAUGUUUUUUAAUCAAAAUGUAUUAGUGUAGAUAUACUGCAGUUUAUGUUUUUGUUUUUUUUCCUGACCACUACAAGGGGUACCUGACAUUUUAUUACAGAGGCUAACAGACAAGAGUGUUCUGUCUCUCUGACUCUUUGCUUUGGCAGUACACCACAGUCUAUUCCUCUUACACCCAAUUUUAAAAGCCAUUUACGUAUACAUUACUAUUAAUAUCAGUGUGCCACGUGGGAAUUGAAGACCCCCUUGGAUAUUAAGUGGGCAGAGCGAUGAGGAGUAAUAAUACAACAGAGUUGGUCUGAAGUGUCUGAGAUGAAACUCUUGUCAGUUGACCUGUUCAUAUUGAAGAUCCCACGUUCUGCAGUGUGCUCCUGGAAAAGUAGUGAGGAGCUUCCCUUUCAUACAUACUACAGCACUCUGAGUGUCUACACGCACUAAUAGAACACACAAGAAGAGCAUGUAGAAGACAAUGGAUUUGUUAGGUAUAUUCUGUCAUAUACAGGAUUCAGUUCUUUUUCCUUUCAUUUGGAACUUUUAUUGUAUGGCUUGAAUGAGAUGAUUAUUAUUGUUAAUUGUUAACUAGUGAUGUGCUAUUAAUCAUGUAAUAAAAUAUAAAAAAAAAUGUGUUUGUCUAGUUCUUUAGGCUACAUAGUGCUGUUAAGCUUACUGGGAUUCAAAAAACGGAAUCUGAGACGAUAAGAUUACAGUUACACAGUUCCUGUUCAGGGUUUACCGUUGCAAUUGAAUACACAGCAAAUAUAUUUAAAGGUGCAAUAGUUAAUUUUGGACUCCUAACGGUCAAGAGAGAAAUUCUCUGAAGGCACCUACAGGUAGUGUUGCUUUCGUCAACGAAAAUUAUGAUGAAAUAUCUUCGUCAACGAACCUUUAUCACGUGAUGAAAACGAGACGCAACGAAGAUGCUGGUCACGUGACGAUAACAAUAAUAAAAU